GGUAGGAAACGUAAAACGGACGAGGCUGGUAUGGCCACCAGAGGUUCCGCCAAGGCUGCGCGAGUUAGUGUUAGCCCGGACUCCAAGGCCAAGGGUGGUAAAAGAGGCCCGAAGGCAAACUUAGCCGCGUCGCAAUUCAAAGCGCGCGCGCUUCCCCUUCAUAUCAACGUCACAAAUACUCCUCCCUCCAUUGCAGACGGCGAGUCUGCGCCCGCGACAUCCGUCGAUCCUGGAUUCAUCGGGACCACCACCUUGCUUCCUAGCACGUUCUCCACUGGGAGCUAUGGCUGGAAGGGCAGUAAGCGAAUCACCAUCGAGUUGCCAAACCCUGACAGUGGAGACGACUCGAAGGAGAAAGUCCAUGUGAUGCUGACUAUCAACGCUACCGUCAUGGGUAGCAAGAAUGCCAAAGAGGAACCCGAGGGAAAGGGCGGAGAAGAGGUUGAGGUUGCUGAAGAAGAGGGAGCCAAGGGAGAAUCACUGGAUGAGGGAAAUGAAGCAGCCGUUGCCGAGGAGGCCGAGUGA
This is a messenger RNA of Heterobasidion irregulare TC 32-1, 525 nucleotides long. RefSeq lists its product as uncharacterized. The record is from RefSeq and is a predicted model, not a curated record. The annotation marks the transcript as partial. The transcript is spliced from 3 exons. Lineage: Eukaryota; Fungi; Basidiomycota; Agaricomycetes; Russulales; Bondarzewiaceae.